Molecule: messenger RNA, 1769 nt
Organism: Hypoxylon trugodes
Lineage: Eukaryota; Fungi; Ascomycota; Sordariomycetes; Xylariales; Hypoxylaceae
Product: homoserine kinase
Exons: 3
Coding region: 504-1580 (358 amino acids)
Biological process (GO): L-threonine metabolic process
Molecular function (GO): homoserine kinase activity; ATP binding
Source: RefSeq, a predicted model, not a curated record
UUAAAUACCUGCCCGUAAGCCUGUAAUUGUACAAAAAUACGCACCUAAAUCCCCUAAUCCAAUUGACUUGUUUCCCCUUGUCGCAUUAUCUCACCCCUGUUACCCUGCCCUCAACCCUCCGUCAUCGGGGCUAAGCUUAGCACACAGUUGAAAAUUUCCAACUUAUUCAGCUUCGGUUUUUGCGUCAGCGGGUUUUGAAGAGAAAAAAAAAAGUCAAUGCCCGUGAAAGCCCGUCGACCUAAUAAUCCGCGAGUUAAGUAAGAAAAUCCACAUCGUGAAGAAUAUUUCCGGAUUUGUUCUUUCCCUAUCUCCUAGCCCCUCGCGCAUUAAUCCGGCCUAGCUUGAAUCUCAAAUCUCAAAUUCGCAACUUUACGGAUCUUAAAUGCGGCGGGAACAAGUCACAAGUACUUUCCUUACUCACCUCCGUACCUACACCCGCAAAGGAACUCGUUACUCAUCCCGGACUACCCCGAUUCUACACCAACUCCUUCCGGGGUCAGUAUAUGAACAUGGCGACUGAGUCCUUCACAAUUCGAACACCUUGUUCAUCGGCCAACAUCGGUCCGGGCUUCGACGUCAUCGGUCUGGCACUAUCCAUCUACCUAGAACUCCGCGUGACCAUCGACCGAUCCAAGGGCACCUCCACAGAGCCCUUGAACUGCCGCAUCACAUACGAGGGUCAAGGUGAGGGCUCCGACGAUGUGCCUCUAGACCCAGCCGCCAAUCUAAUUACCCGCGUCGCACUCUACGUGCUGCGCUGCCACGACCAGCGUGCAUUUCCCGCAGAAACGCACGUGCACAUCGUGAACCCCAUCCCAUUGGGUCGCGGUCUCGGGUCUUCGGGAGCUGCCGUGGUUGCUGGUGUUAUGCUGGGUAAGCAGGUCGGUGGCUUGCAUCAUCUAGAUGAUAACCGGCUUUUUGACUUCUGUCUUAUGAUCGAGCGCCACCCGGAUAAUGUCGGCGCUGCUUUGUUUGGUGGAUUCGUGGGUACAUACCUAAAUCCCCUAACACCUGAAGAUGUAGCACGUGUCGAAAUCCCGCUCAGUGAAGUGCUACCUGCGCCGGCUGGCGGUCUCGACACGGGUGAGAGACCACCCGAACCCCCGCAUGGCAUUGGCCACCACAUCAAAUUCCCCUGGGCCAAAGAAAUCAAAGCUGUUGCCAUUGUUCCCAACUUCCAGGUACCCACAGCAAAAGCUCGUGAGGUGUUACCCAAAGAGUACCCUCGUCAAGAUGUUACCUUCAAUCUGCAGCGAAUAGCGCUAUUGCCUGUGGCGCUAGGUCAGUCGCCUCCGGAUCCAGAUCUCAUCUACUUGGCCAUGCAGGAUAAGCUGCAUCAACAAUAUCGCCAGACCCUAAUUCCCGGUUUGGGCGAAAUCGUGGAGUCCAUGUCGCCUAGCUCGCAGGAAGGACUUUUAGGUGUCUGUCUGUCGGGUGCUGGCCCUACGAUCUUGGCAUUAGCAACCAGCAAUUUCGAGCAGGUUGCCGAGCGUAUUAUAAGCAGGUUCCGGAAAGAAAACAUCGACUGCCAGUGGCUGAUUUUGGAGCCGGCGGAGGGAACCAAGGUUAUCCGAUCGUGAGGAACGAGCUAAACAAGAGGAAAAAUACGUAAGCGAUAAAUUGAUACCCACGCAGCUACGCGUCAUCGUACCGUAGAGCAACCAACUACGGUGAUCGACUCGAGAUCUAGGAAAAAUAUAUCCAAAAUUAAGCUUAUUUUAUCCGAUGAAUGAGCAAGCGGUGGGUUAGGAAAACUUCUGAACAAGGCG